This is a messenger RNA of Columba livia (rock pigeon), 2977 nucleotides long. Its product is annotated as formin-2-like. Lineage: Eukaryota; Metazoa; Chordata; Aves; Columbiformes; Columbidae. The record is from RefSeq and is a predicted model, not a curated record. The coding region runs from base 927 to 2384 and encodes 485 amino acids. The transcript has 2 exons.
AUGUUUCCGAAUCGCUCUGGGCAGCCUGUCCCAGGGCUCUGGCACCGCAGAGGAAAGAAGUUUCUCCUCAUAUUGAGGUGGAUCCUCCUGUGUUUCAGUCUGUGCCCGUUGCCCCUCGUCCCGUUGCUGAAAAGAGUCUGCUCCGUCCUCUUGAGAUAUUUACAACGUCAAUACACUCCCUCUCAGCCUUCACUUCUCCAGGCUGAACAGCCCCAGCUCGCUCAGAGUUUCCUGAUGCUCCAGACCCCUCGGCACCUUUGUGUCCCACGGGGCUGUCUCCAGGAAUUCCUUGUCCUUGAGCUGGGGAGCCCAGCGCUGGACCCAGUUCUGCAGCCGUGGCCCCGCGGGGCAGAGCGGAGGGGGAACACGCACCCCCUGACCUGCUGCUCACGCUUGUGCUGGUGCCCCAGGUGCCAUCGGCCUCGGCCGCACGGGCAACGGGAGCAGAGGAACCGGCCUCAAGUUGCGCCAGGGGAGGGUGAGGUUGGAUGUGGGGAACAAUUUCUUCCCCAAAGGGCUGUGGGGCAUUGGAACAGGCUGCCCAGGGCAGUGCUGGAGUCACCAUCCCUGGAGGGCUGGACAGACGGACAUGAGGUUCUCAGGACACGGGGCAGUGCCGGGGUGGGUUAGGGGUGGACUCCAUGAGUUGUCUCUUCCACCCCAAACGAUUCUGUGAUUCCACAGUUUUAUGGUGACAGGGCGCUCCAAGGCAGGGACACAUUCCCUGUUGGCCCUGGCUGUAGAGCCAGCCCGUCCCCAGGAGCUCACCCGCACACUCCGCGGGUGCGGUUCGGGUGUCACCGGCAGAGCCCCGGCUCCCCCUAGUGACGGCGCCGCCGCUCGCACAGCGCCCAGCCCGCAGCCGGCAGGGGGCGCUGCGGGGCCGCAGGGGCGCCUCAACGCGCGCCCCGCCCGGCCCAACGCGCAUGCGCAGUGCCCGCGGCAUGCUGGGAGCUGUAGUCCUCCCCGCGCCGGGCCGGGAGGCCGCGUCUCCAUGGCAACACCGCCCGCAGGCCCCGCCACCCCGUGCGGCCUGUCAGACCUCUGCCCCUUCGGAGGGCACUGAGAGCUCUUGGUGCCACGCACACCGGGCACACACCGCCUCCCCGCCGGGAAGGGCGGGCACGGCACAGGAGCCCCCGGGUGACAACGACUUGUCUGGUGGUCACGCUGGUGGGCUUGGGGCUGCUGGGGACUUUGCAGCUGGGACAGAGUGUGACGGAAGGAGAUGGGGAUCUGGGGACACGAGCAGUACAGUCAGUAGAGCGGUAUGGCAUCCACUGGCCAUGGAUGCCUGGGGACAGUUCAACGUCUCUAUUGCCUGGAACGGGGCAGACGUUGAACACGCAGCUCCGCUCCUGGCUGCAGGACUGUCCCAGUCCCGUCCCAAUCCCAACCCAGUCCCAUCCCAAUCCUGUCCCAGUCCCCUCCCAAUCCCAUCCCAAUCCUGUCCCAGUUCCAUCCCAGUCCUGUCCCAGUCCCGUCCCAGUCCCAUCCCAGUUCCAUCCCAGUCCUGUCCCAGUCCCACCCCAGUCCUGUCCCAGUCCCAUCCCAAUCCUGUCCCAGUUCCAUCCCAGUCCUGUCCCAGUCCCGUCCCAAUCCUGUCCCAGUCCCAUCCCAGUCCCGUCCCAGUCCCAUCCCAGUCCUGUCCCAGUCCCAUCCCAUUCCUGUCCCAAUCCCAUCCCAUUCCUGUCCCAAUCCCAUCCCAGUCCUGUCCCAGUCCCGUCCCAGUCCUGUCUCAGUCCUGUCCCAGUCCCAUCCCAGUCCUGUCCCAUUCCUGUCCCAGUCCCAUCCCAGUCCCGUCCCAGUCCUGUCCCAGUCCCGUCCCAGUCCUGUCCAAGUCCUGUCCCAGUCCCAUCCCAGUCCCAUCCCAGUCCUGUCCCAUUCCUGUCCCAGUCCCAUCCCAGUCCUGUCCCAUUCCUGUCCCAGUCCCGUCCCAGUCCUGUCCAAGUCCUGUCCCAGUCCCAUCCCAGUCCCAUCCCAGUCCUGUCCCAUUCCUGUCCCAGUCCCGUCCCAGUCCUGUCCAAGUCCUGUCCCAGUCCCAUCCCAGUCCCAUCCCAGUCCUGUCCCAUUCCUGUCCCAGUCCCGUCCCAGUCCUGUCCAAGUCCUGUCCCAGUCCCAUCCCAGUCCCAUCCCAGUCCUGUCCCAUUCCUGUCCCAGUCCCGUCCCAGUCCUGUCCAAGUCCUGUCCCAGUCCCAUCCCAGUCCCAUCCCAGUCCCAUCCCAGUCCUGUCUCAGUCCUGUCCCAGUCCCAUCCCAGUCCCAUCCCAGUCCUGUCCCAGUCCCGUCCCAGUCCUGUCCCAGUCUUUCAGGCAGCUCUGUGCUGAGGACACGGACCUGUGGAAGAGAGAUGAACCUGCCCUCCAGCCAGCGCAGCCAGUAUGAGAGACAAACAGGAUGAACCAGGAGCUGUGGUCAGUUCUCGCUGUCCAAGGUGCAGCCAGACAAGGGCAGGAGGGUCUCUGCCCACCCCCAGCUCCCUCCCUCGCCACCCUUGGGGUGAUUUGGGGUUAUUUUGCUGUGGCAGGGAGGCAAAGCCGGGCUCUGGAGCUGAGCGCAGGGGGACCCCAGGAAGGGCCUGAUUGUCCUGAGGCUCUGAAGGGCUUUGCCAGAGCCCUGUCCCCGCGGGAGGGGACGCUGCUCGUGUUCCAGUUGAACCCAUUGCAGCCCUUGUUGUCACCUGUGUGUCCUUGUCCCAGGGGUUCUGUGCUCCUUCCUAUGUGGGGCUGUGUCUGUGAGUCCUACUGGGAGCCAUCUGUCCUGAUCCCCUCACCAAAGGGCUGCUUCCCCUGGGGAAGGGGACAGGGGACCCCCCACCAUUGCCUGCGGCACUGACUUGGCUCGGGUGGGGCUCGAUGCCCUUUGGGGCUUUUGCAGCUCUUGGGACCAUUUUCCAGCGCCCCCGUGCUCCCUCCCCCCACACAGACACCGAGCGGUUCUGGAGAAAUGGCUUUUAAUGGAAAAGAGAAAAAAUUAUA